UUGGUGAGAGAGUUUUAGGAGAUAAGUUUAGUUGUUCAGUUUCAGUAAUUAAAGGAGUAUCAAUUUCUAUGUUUGAGGAUGUAUUAUUUUUAGAGAUAGAUACUGUUAAAGUAGGUGGUUUGAUAUCUAGCUGA
Molecule: messenger RNA, 134 nt
Organism: Scutellospora calospora
Lineage: Eukaryota; Fungi; Glomeromycota; Glomeromycetes; Diversisporales; Gigasporaceae
Source: the annotation of a GenBank genome assembly